Pseudonaja textilis is the source of this 3168-nucleotide messenger RNA. Lineage: Eukaryota; Metazoa; Chordata; Lepidosauria; Squamata; Elapidae. The record is from RefSeq and is a predicted model, not a curated record.
UGGAAAGGCUGAUAGACAAAGUUUGUCUUGAGGGUUAAUGUUUGGAUCUCCUCCUUCCAGGCAAAAGGAGGCUUUGAGCCAAGGUGGUGGCGUCAGGAGAAAACGGGGCAGGUGGUCCUCCUCUGAAAGAGAGUCCCUUCCCCACGCUAAGAGCAGUUCUCCUGGCUGACUCUUCGUUCAGUCCUUUCCUUCUGGACAGCAUUCCAGGGCCUCUCCGUGUCCUUUAAGGACCUUUGCCCUUUGGACCUGCUUACUGCUGGAGUGUGUUGAAACCAAAUAUUGAGGCUGCUGCUGGAAGGGCCCCGUCUUUAGGCUGCAAGGAGAGCCUUCUGCACAGGGGUAGCCGGAGGAGAACGCUAUAAAUGCUUCUCGUCAGAGGCCAGGCGGACUUUAUUUGCAAAUGCCCACGCUUUAAACUGAAGUGUGAUUCUCACUUCCUCCACAUCAGUGGCUCCUCUGUGGCACACCUGCUACUUUGAGCAGCUUGCAGAAGAACAUCUUUGAGCUCAGUGUGGCCUGCUGGGAUCCAGGUGCUGUUCUGAAGGAAGGCAGGCGAGAGGGCCAGUCCUGACGCAGGAGGUUGCUUGUUCCAGGAAGACCUUGAUCCGCUCUGUUUGAUCUUGCACUAUUUGAGUUCAGAGGUCAGAACGAGGGAGUGAAAAAAAAGCCUCGCUAAUCUUUACAUUCUGGACACAAACUCUGUUUAUUACAAGUUGGCUCUGCAGGGGUUCCGUUGUCGAUGGGUGCAUUUAUACUGAACUCUGUGUCCAGCCUGGCCCUCAAGUUAAUCAUUCUCCAGAAAGCAGCCAUGAGCACAGUUGAGAACAAGCCAGAACUUCGACAAAGCCUCUGCCCGGCAGAGACGCAGACAAACAAUCCGGCAGCUGCUGGCUCCCUCUUUUGAACCCUUAGCUGCCACCCUUCCUCUCCCCUUGGUCAGCCACUCUGCUGUGCCUGCAGUUUGGACUCUUAAAAGCGGAACAGCCUACUCCUUCUCUCCACUCUUUUUCUUAACGCUUGGAAGCACAAACCCACCCAACAAUGGCGGGAAAGAAUUAUGGCUAUCACCGGUUUGUCAUAUUCACUGCUAUGUAUCUUGGGUACACCUUGUACUAUUUCAACCGAAAAACUUUCUCCUUCGUGAUGCCUUCAAUCAUGGAAGAGGUACGGUUGGACAAAGAUGAUUUGGGUCUCAUCGCCAGCAGCCAAUCUGCCGCUUACGCCAUUAGCAAGUUUGUUAGUGGGGUCCUCUCAGACCAACUGAGUGCCCGCUGGCUCUUCUCUUCCGGCCUCCUCCUGGUGGGAUUAGUCAACGUGCUGUUUUCUUGGAGUUCUACCGUUGCCCUGUUUGCAGGACUGUGGUUCUUCAACGGGCUGGCCCAAGGCCUGGGCUGGCCCCCCUGUGGCAAAGUGCUGCGCAAGUGGUUUGAACCUUCCCAGUUUGGGACUUGGUGGGCCAUCCUCUCCACCAGCAUGAAUCUGGCCGGAGGAAUUGGGCCCAUUGUGGCAGCGUUGAUGGCCCUGAGUUACGCCUGGCGCACCAUCCUGGCCCUCUCUGGCUCACUGUGUGUGGUUGCGUCCUUGGUGUGCCUGCUCCUGAUUAAGAAUGAGCCUUCAGAUGUGGGACUGCCCAACCUGGACUCUAAGCCCAAGAAAGGGAAACAAGACUCCUCGAAGGAUGAUAGCACUUUGGCUGAACUGCUGUGUUCUCCCUACCUCUGGGUCCUUUCUUCUGGCUACCUGGUGGUGUUUGGUGUGAAGACGUGUUGUACUGACUGGGGACAGCUAUUUCUCAUUCAGGAGAGAGGACAGUCGGCCCUCGUGGGCAGUUCCUAUAUGAGCGCCUUGGAAAUUGGGGGCCUCGUGGGCAGUAUUGCUGCUGGUUACCUUUCGGACCGCGCAGUGGCCAGGGUGGGCCUCUCAAUCUACGGAAACCCUCGGCAUCCCCUGCUCCUCCUGAUGAUGGCCGGCAUGGCUGCCUCGCUGUUCCUUUUUCGAGUCACAGUCACUGAUAGCUCCUCCAAGGGAAAUUAUUCUUGGAAUCAGUUCUUCUAUCCUCUGGCUGAUCUUGUGGGUUUUACAGAACAUGAGCUCUGGAUCCUGCUCUUAGGAGCCGCCUUUGGAUUUUGCUCUUAUGGAUCGAUUGCACUGUUUGGCGUCAUAGCCAAUGAGAGCGCACCAUCCAAUCUGUGUGGCACAUCUCACGCCAUUGUUGCCCUGAUGGCGAACGUGGGAGGCUUCCUGGCCGGGCUGCCUUUCAGCACAGUGGCCAAAUACUACAGCUGGGGAACAGCCUUCUGGGUAGCGGAGCUGAUCUGCAUAGCCAGCACUGCGGCCUUUUUCCUUCUGAGAAAUAUCUGCACCAAGAUGGGCCGCGUGCCAAAGAAAGUGGACUGAAAGGCCUCACGAUUUGGCUGCAAAGGAGCCUCCUUCGUCCACAGCCACGACAUCAGGAAGAAAAAUGGGGGGGGGGGAGCGCUAAGCAGGUUGACUGACUGCCUUUAUCAAGUGGUGGCAAAAAUCCCACCAGGUUGUUACGGCCAGCUCUCAUCCUUCCAAACAUAAUGGAGGCCCUUAGUAGUUGGAACUCGUGAGCAAACAUUGGCCUGUCCCAGCCUCUGCUGGGCUCACUGGCAGCAGUGGGAGCGGAGCAGCUGAAUGGAAGUUUCACUUUGAGGAAUUGCUUCGCUCAGGCACACAUACAACCCCCCUCGGGUACCUGUUCUCAUUUCCUAUGUUAGAUUUUCAAGUGACAUUUCACAAAUCUUCCCACAAAUUACACUCAGGUAUUACCAAACAGGAAAUAAGUUGGAAAAGAAGGGAGCCAUAUUCUUGCUGUUUAGCUUCAGUUGAUAGCAGGUAAGCUUAGAAGUGGACUAAAAACUACUGUUAGAAUUUGAAAAAGAGUAACCCUCAGAGUUGAUCCUCAGUCAACAAAAAUCAAACUUUCACAAGUAUCAGUAUAGACUGAGGGGUUCAAUGCCCCAUGUCUUUAAUAGAAGGAAAGCAGUGUUUAAGUGCUGGGGUUGGAACUGCCUAACAAUUCUGCAGCCAUGAAGAUCUCCAGAUGUAAUCAGAUGCCUUUAGGGAUACAUCUUGCUCCAUUUACUAUAAUAACUUCUAAAUUAUGACUGUUAUAUGUUAUAUACAAAAAUAAAGAAAUGUCCA